Messenger RNA from Etheostoma cragini (Arkansas darter), 4274 nucleotides. RefSeq names its product RUNX family transcription factor 2b (gene runx2b). Gene Ontology annotation, molecular function: RNA polymerase II cis-regulatory region sequence-specific DNA binding; ATP binding; DNA-binding transcription factor activity, RNA polymerase II-specific. Bases 753 to 2144 code for a protein of 463 amino acids. NCBI's taxonomy places the organism in Eukaryota, Metazoa, Chordata, Actinopteri, Perciformes, Percidae. Gene Ontology annotation, cellular component: nucleus. Gene Ontology annotation, biological process: neuron differentiation; regulation of transcription by RNA polymerase II; hemopoiesis. The transcript is spliced from 8 exons. The record is from RefSeq and is a predicted model, not a curated record.
CACAUACACACCCAGUCUCACACCGCCAGCCAGCCAGCCAUUCGCUCCUCACUCACACCCUCAAAUCUUACUAAGCUCAGCUCUCCCUGCUCAGAGGCAGACAGGAGCAGCACAGCAGCCUGUUAAAGGAGUUGAGGGACGGAGCAGCAGAGUCAGAGAGAGACACAUAAAGAGAGAGGGAGGUGGAUGAAAGAGUGAAGGGAGAGCAAAGCAGAGAGAUUGCUGUCCCCCAUAUGCUGAGGAGGCAUGGGCGGUUGAACAAGCUGCCCCCACUGAAGCCUCCUGACUCAUGGGAGCGUCAGACCUCAAUCCCCCAGAGAGCCUGGAAACGCUGUUGAACCACGCUUAAGAGAGAAGGAGGGGAGCCAGAGAGGAGAGAAAAAAGUCAGAGGAGAGGAGAGACGAGGCAAGAAAGCCACAACGGUAGGCUGUCCCACUCCACUGCUGUGUCGUGAUGACGUCAGAGGGCAUGUGACCCAGGCUCUCCAGUGACGGCACAUGGAGGGCAGGAAAGAGACGAGUUUUAAAGCUGGUGCCUUUUGGGUUGUGUGAGGGCUCUGCUCGCCUCCCAAACAACCACAGAACCACAGACGUGCGGCUCGGGGUUGGUGUUUGAGGGCGAAACCUGGAGUGUAAAUGGUUAAUCGUCGCGGGCCAACACCAGUCACAAGGACGGCGCUAAGCGAGACGUGUCAAGGGUCACGGAAACCACAGAGGAACAAAAGUGGGGCUUUCUGCAACCAGAGGCAGCUAUGGCAUCUAACAGCCUUUUCAGCACAGUGACACCAUGUCAACAAAACUUCUUCUGGGAUCCCAGCGCCAGUCGGAGGUUCAGUCCGCCGUCCAAUAGCCUCCAGCCGGUCCCAGGGAAGAUGAACGAUGUGAACUCUCCGGGCGGCCAGUCGGACGCAGCGGCGGCGGUGCCAAGACUGCGCCCCCACGAAAACCGUAGCAUGGCCGAGAUCAUCGCCGACCACCCGGCCGAGCUGGUCCGCACCGACAGCCCCAACUUUCUGUGCUCGGUCCUGCCCUCCCACUGGCGGUGCAACAAGACGCUGCCUGUCGCCUUUAAGGUGGUUGCCCUGGGAGACAUACCUGAUGGGACUGUUGUCACAGUAAUGGCAGGCAACGACGAGAACUACUCGGCCGAGCUGCGAAACGCCUCAGGUGUGAUGAAGAACCAAGUAGCCCGUUUCAACGACCUUCGCUUUGUGGGCCGCAGUGGCAGAGGCAAGAGCUUCACGCUGACAAUCACAGUAUUCACCAACCCACCACAAGUGGCCACUUACCACCGAGCCAUAAAGGUCACCGUGGACGGACCGCGUGAGCCCAGGAGACAUCGUCAGAAACUUGAGGACCCUCCCAAGACUGGUCUCUUCUCAGACCGCCUUAGUGAGCUUGAGAGGAUGAGGGUGAGAGUGGCUGUUCCAAUUCAAGGCCCCCGGCCAAAUCUCAACACAGGGGCCAACUCCUUCAACCCGCAGGGACAGACGCAGAUAACAGACCCUCGUCAGUCCCAGUCCUCUCCUCCCUGGUCGUAUGAACAGACGUACCCGUCCUACCUGAGUCCCAUGGCAUCCCCCUCAGUCCACUCCACCACCCCCCUCUCCUCCAGCCGAGGCACGGGCCUGCCCGCCAUCAGCGACGUGCCUAGACGACUUCCAGGUUCUUCUGACCUGAGCCCGUUCCCUGGUCAGUUUGAGCGCCAGUUCCCGGGCCUCUCGUCCCUCACGGAGAGUCGUUUCUCCAGCCCUCGGAUGCACUACCCGGCCACGUUCACCUACAGCCCGCCCGUCACCUCUGCCAUGUCGCUGGGCAGCGCCCACUACCACACCUACCUUCCCCCUCCUUACCCGGGCUCCACCCAGAGCCAGAGCGGACCCUUCCAGACCAGCAGCACGCCCUAUCUCUACUACGGCGCUUCGUCCGGCUCCUACCAGUUCUCCAUGGUUCCCGGCGGGGAUCGUUCGCCCUCCAGGAUGAUCCCGCCUUGCACUAGCGCCUCCACGGGCACCUCCCUGGUGAACCCCAACCUGCCCAGCCAGACGGAGGGAGGGGUAGACGGCGACGGGAGCCACAGUAACUCCCCGACCGUUCUCAACUCUGGAGGCCGCAUGGAUGAAGCGGUCUGGAGGCCGUACUGAAGAACACCGAGGGGGCGGUGAUUAGAAGUCAACUGAUGUCAUGGUUUGAAAGCACAAAACCUUCUUUUUUUCAUUGAAAAGGGGAAUUUUGAGCUCUCAUCAGCUAUCUCUACCUUUUGCUUGGAAAUUAAGGUUGAGAUAAAAAAAAAAAUAAGACCAGACUUGUAUGGACUUGUCUUCCUGGAAUGUGUUUUGACCAAAGCACCACAAAGGGAGUCAUUCUCGCAGCAAUCAUGAGAAAAGACAAUUUUAGUUCACUCGGCCCAAGUGGAUCAGACAUUAUUUCAUUUUUAUUAUAAUCCAGAAGCAAAGGGAUGCUUCAACAAUAUUUGUAAAAGACUGCCUCUUUUGUAUAGUGUUUGUAUUUCAAUAAGGCUUUUUGCAGAGCAUGUUUUUGUACUACGACAAUAUCAAGAUGCAAGUUAGGCACUGAGUAGCAAGUGAUGAGCGUAACACAUAUGUUACCUUAAGUGGUAUGGACAUUAAAUUUGCUUUAAAACAAUUAAUUUAACUUGUAUAUUGUGGGUGAAACGUUGAUGUAGAUUGAGGCGUUUUCUCAGUUUUAACUUAUAAAGCCAUAAAUUAUGUAUUGUAUUUGAAACUUGAGUCAAAGAAGUGUAAUCUGAAUAUUUUUGAUGCAUCUAUAUGACUAAGUUAAAUUGUUUUUUAUAGGUAAUUUAAGAGAGUGAGAGGUUUAAUUUUUUUUUUUUUUUGGUAGUGCCCAAAGACUUAAAUCGUUUUGAAUAUGAAAUGUAAUUUCCAAAAGGUUUUGCAACAUGUUUCUUCUGGUGUAACUUUCAGUUUAACUGCUCCGCACGUUGAGAGCCCGACAUCGUCGCUAGGCGUUGACACCCAUUUGGCUCGGGAUUAAACCUUUGGUAUUUAUUGAGCAAUAACUCGUAUUGUGCCUCUUGGCAACAUACCAUGAAAGAGAGCUUCAAUAGGGAAAAAUAAUUAAAUGUUGAAAUUCUUAAGUUUGUGUAGUCUGACAUGCGCCCAGAUACAUAAGAGUGGUACAUUUCUAUUCAAACUGACAUGAUGAUUCCGGGGCUGCCACGCCCAGCAGGUCCGGCUUUUUACGGUACGUGAACUCCUCAGGACUGGAAUAAUCUGUGGAGGAUCUCAAAUCCCACAGAUUUGGUCAAAUCUGCAAUCUUUUCAUAUCUAGUCCGGCUGAAUCCUCUGUCAACAUUAUAGGGAAAACAUGCCAAGUCUGUUCUAACGUUCACAUCAUGUGUGGCUUUGAAAAAGUUUGUCUUAGUGUGUGACACACACGGGUACCUUUUUUGGUUUCUUUGUUUUUUUUUCUCUUUCAGUCUCUGAGACUGAAAAGGAAAUAUCACAGUUAGAGACAAAAGAGACUGUGACAUUCCUUCAGACUUUUUAUUUAUUUUCCUCUAUUUUUCUGCUUUUGUUCGCCUGGCCCUUCCUUACCGGUGUCACAAAUCUUGUGGCAUGAGGGGAGGUCUGAUAUUUUCCAAUUUGAAAUUACCAUGUGAAAUAUGAUAAAGAAAAGUGUUCCAGUUAAAGGAAAAAGUGCAAAAACCGAGGUGAUUGGAUGCAGCUGCUGGCAGCAAACUGGUAACCCAAAAAUAUGGGAGACUUGUGUAUGUUUGUUUCAUAAAGCACUUAUUUCUUGUUUUAUUUCUAGCAGCACUUACGGCAGGCUGCCAGCAGGGCUCGUGGUUUUGGUCCUGAGUGCAGAUACAACGCCACCGGAUUCACACGCUCACACACACAUACACACACACACUCAGAAUGGAUAACACUUGGCCAAACAAGCCAUUUACAUUCAAGUUGAAUCAGAUCUCACAAGGCAGUUGGUAUUUGUUAGGAAAAAAAGCAUUUUUCUUUGCUUUCAUACAAUGUGAUAUUGGGUACUUGUAGGUAAUAUAAUAACCCAAUUUGAAAAAGCUGAGAAAAACACGGCCCUGUCCAAGGAUCAGACUUCAAGCUUUCAUUGGAGGUUUGCACGCAGUGCCUCUUUUCCCGUCUCUGCCGAGGAUGUUCUGAACUCACUUAACGGAAUCGAACAUGUCACAGUACAUUUCCCCAACUGCUUCAGCCCAACAAAGUCUUUUUGCUGUUACAGUGUAACACAAGAAAGCGAAUAAAAACCUUUUAGAUUGU